This is a messenger RNA of Juglans microcarpa x Juglans regia, 1800 nucleotides long. RefSeq names its product SUN domain-containing protein 1-like. The transcript has 2 exons. Bases 120 to 1499 code for a protein of 459 amino acids. Gene Ontology annotation, molecular function: protein-membrane adaptor activity. The record is from RefSeq and is a predicted model, not a curated record. Gene Ontology annotation, biological process: nuclear envelope organization. NCBI's taxonomy places the organism in Eukaryota, Viridiplantae, Streptophyta, Magnoliopsida, Fagales, Juglandaceae. Gene Ontology annotation, cellular component: nuclear envelope.
UACAUGGGAAAACAAAUUCAGAAGAGCAGCCUUUUUCAUUAUUUUUAAUAAAGAAUGUGCUUUACCCGUUUUCUCUGAUCUGAGUUCAAGAAUUUGAGAAAUCUGAGGCCCCAUCCCAAAUGUCGGCUUCGACCGUAUCCAUCACGGCGAACCCGGCGGUUCGGCGUCGACCCGUGGUGUCGACCGAGAGGAAGACCACUAACAUCGAGUUACUCGGCCUCAACGAAGCUGCUGCGCCCCAACUUAGUCCCAACGGUCCGGCGGGAGGUGACGAUGUAGGUGCUGCCGGAAACGGCAAGGAUCUGAGCAACCACUCCAUUCGCGGUGAGAGAUCGUCCAAGGAAUUGGCGCAGCAGGUGAAGAAAUCCCUGGGAAACAACAAUAACUCCAACGUGCCUCUUCGCCGCACUCGCAAGGCGCUUCCUCACAAGGCGGAGCACCCUCGAUGGGUCACCGUUCUCAGAGUGUUCGCCAAGAAUUUCGUCCUCCUUGUUGUCCUCGCCGGCCUGGUUCACUUGAUUCGUAGACUCGCAGUGAAACCUGGGGAGACCGUGGCGGGAACUGAGAUGGGAUUUUCCGAAUUAGAGGGGAGGAUUGCGGAAGUGGAGUCCUUCAUGAAGACCACCGCCAAGAUGAUCCAGGUCCAAGUUGAGGUCGUGGACCGCAAGGUAGAGAACGAGAUCGGGGGGCUAAGAAGGGAAACUAAGAGCGAGUUGCAGAGAUUGGAAAUCAAGAGCGAGGGAUUGGAGAGGUCCUUAGGCGAAUUGAAAGCAGUUGAAUGGUUAUCGAAGGAGGAAUUUGAUAAGAUAUAUACGGAUUUGAAAAAGACCAGGAGUAAAGAACAUGGAGAUGGAGAUGUGAAUUUGGACGAGAUAAGAGCAUACGCGAAGGAGGUGAUUGAGAGGGAGAUAGAGAAGCACGCGGCGGAUGGGCUCGGUCGCGUGGAUUACGCCCUGGCGGCUGGCGGGGCGAUGGUUGUGAAGCACUCGGAGCCGUUUUUGGUGAGAAAGGCCAGUAACUGGUUCUUGAAUGGUGCCAGAGAUUCUGUUCGUACCAAUGCCGACAAGAUGUUGAGACCAAGUUUCGGGGAGCCCGGUCAAUGUUUUGCGUUGAGUGGGAGCAGUGGCUUUGUGCAGAUUAGGCUGCGCACGGCUAUUGUUCCUGAGGCUGUUACUUUGGAGCAUGUUGCUAAGAGUGUCGCAUAUGACAGAUCCAGUGCUCCCAAGGACUGUAGGGUCUCUGGAUGGCUGCAAGGGCAUAAGAUAGAUGCGGCAGUCGAUACUGAGAAGCUGUUUCUUUUAGCAGAGUUUACUUAUGAUCUCGAGAAGAGCAAUGCUCAAACCCUCAACGUCUUGGAAUCAGUGGGCUCAGGCAUUGUUGACACCAUCAGGCUUGACUUCACGUCGAACCAUGGAAACCCUUCCCAUACUUGCAUUUAUCGCUUCCGGGUCCAUGGUCGGGAGCCCAACUCUGUUUCAACAAUGGAAAUGCAGUCUUGAUGCAGCAACGCAGGCGGCAUAUGUGUCCCUCUUUUUGUAGGCAUCUGUGUCUCUCUUUUUGUAAUUGUUGUUCCUACUUCCCCAUAUUCUUUAUUUAGAUGUAGUGUCAAAAAUUCCAACUUUCUAGUUACAAGUCAUAGACUCUGCAUAGAGAGGGAAAAAAAAAAAAAAACCCUAGAUAGAGACAUCUAGUCAUCCGUGUUUAAAGUUUACUAUUUCCUCGUAUUAGUGUUCAUCAAAUAGAUGUGUAUCUUAUCGUAUGAUUUCUGACUAGUUAUGAAGGAGCUUAUAUAUUACAUUA